AUGCAGCGGCUGGGGUUCCUCCACCUGCUGUCGCGCAAGGUGACCGAGUUUGGGGACCGCCCGCCAGAGAAGUUCACCGUUGGGGACGGCCCCAGGAAGGAGCUCCUGGCAAAGGGCGGCGGCUCGUGGUCCGCCCAGCACGACCUGGGCCUGCUGCGAGGCAUCCUCACACACGGCUACGGCAACUGGGGGGCCAUCAUCGCCGACCGCGCACUCAGCGUGGCCGGCCCGCUGAGGGCGGAGCUCGGGCUUGACCCGGCCUACCCACGAACCAUCAUCUCUGCUGCACGCGAGAGCACGCGCCGCGAGGCGGCGCGGGCGGGCGGGCAGCCGUCGGAGGACGCCGGCGCCGGCGGCAGCGGCGGCGGCGGCGGCGCAGAUGCGGUGGUGAAGGCUGAGCCGGGGGCUGCGGUCGGCGGCGUGAAGGUCGAGGAAGGGCAGCGCGAGGGGUUGAAGGAGGAGGGGGAUGUGAAAGAGGAGGGGCCGGAGGGGAAGGAGGGGAAAGAGGGCGUGGAGGGGGCGGAAGACGAGGAGGCGAUGAUACUGGAGGCCACCGCCGCCGCGGAGGCCGCCGCCGCCGCGUGCGGCGACCCGUCGGCCGCCGCCGCGAUCCGCGCGGCGUUCGCGCAGGCGGCGAGCGAGCUCCGCGGGCUCGCGGCGCGUGAGCGCGAGUGGCUGGCGCGGCGCGCGGCGCUGCUGUCGGAGGCGCUCCAAUUUGA
Molecule: messenger RNA, 719 nt
Organism: Monoraphidium neglectum
Lineage: Eukaryota; Viridiplantae; Chlorophyta; Chlorophyceae; Sphaeropleales; Selenastraceae
Exons: 3
Source: RefSeq, a predicted model, not a curated record